AUGAGCUCAGAUUUGAAUCUGCGCAAAGAACUCGGGGAGAUCGAGGACUUACCAGAUGAGGAAUCCAAUCGCGGGUUCAUCAUCGUAUGUCGUCUGUCCCUGGACUUUUAUAAUGAAAUUGAAAAUCCAACAUUGAUUGACAUAGAAGUGCAAUAUCCUGAGAAUGCUAUCGCUGACCUCACUCAGAACAACUUCAAACAUUACUUUGAAGGGAGUGAAAUUGUGGUCGCCGGACGUGUAACAGAUAAUGACUUGAAUUCAUUUACUGUGGAUGUAAAGGCAAAGGGGGCGGAUGAAUCUAAGAAAUACACUGAAAAUGCUCACGUUCAAAGCGAGGAUGAUGUGAGCAAACAACAGAAAUACAUCUUUGGUGACUUUACGGAGAGACUCUGGGCAUAUCUAACCAUACAGCAGUUAUUGGAAAAACGGCUUUAUGCAGACCCAUCAGAGAAAGCAAACCUAACAGCGCAAGCGCUUGAUCUGUCCUUGAAGUUCAAGUUUGUCACUCCUUUAACAUCAAUGGUGGUUACAAAACCAGAGGAAAAAGACAAGGAAGAAGAAACAUUAAUUGCUGAUAAAUUUGUGGACGGACAAACAUCAUCUUCGCAUGUUUCACAAAGUCAGACGCAAAUCGUUUCAUAUAAGACAGCGCGAUUAAUUUCACAUAGUCCUCCAGCUUUUGUGGAUUCUGACCCUCAUUUUGUGAUAAAUGUUCCACAAAAGAAUGACGUACUGUGCUUCAAUAUUCAGGAGAAGCCGGGUGUGAUCCUGAACCUUAUUGAGGAUAGACAACUAGGUAUUGCAGUCAAUGGGGAACUUAUUGGAAACAAGAAAAUCAAUAAUGUCAUAUCAAAUGAAACCUAUUUUGGAAGAUUUGGAAUCGUAAACAGAGAGAUGAAGAUAGAAAUUGAGGUGACCACUGACAAAAUCAUAGUCCUGAACCAUAAAAACAAGAAAACGUUCUCAUGGCAGAAAACAGGCUCUAUAAGCAAGGAAGGGUUUAAUCUGGUGGUGAACAAAAGAAGUAAUGUGACCUUGUCAUUUGGAGAAGGAGCAACAUUUGUUAUAAUUCUGCAUGAAGUUAGGAAAGGUCACCCUCUCCACAGGGAUUUCUUAGGUUUUUAUACAUUGGAUGAUCAUACAUUUUCUAAAGGAGUCCAUGGACUGCUAGGACAAUUUUUUCAUGGAAUCAAUUAUGAAAUUUCUAAUAUUCACGAAACUGAAAAUCCUGAGAAACCGGAUGCAACAAUGAAAGUGAAGAACAAGCUGCUGACAGUGACCAGGGGUGUACAAAGAGACUACCGAAAAGAUCACAAGAAUGGCAUUAAAAUUCCCUGCUGGUUUGUGCAUUUCAAUGGAGAAGGUCUGAUUGAUGGAACCCAUACCGAUUACAUUGUACCUGAUAUUUUCAGUAUUGCUUAUUAGAAGUGAUUACUGUAGAGAUUCAAUAUGUAGAAUUGUGUUAAUUUGAGAUAUAGUGAUAUUAUGUCAGGAGAAGCUUUGGAAACCAUUUGGAAUAAAUCAAACAUUAUUGUAGGUGUUUGUCCUGGUGAAAUGUUCCCUUUAAAAGCUACGGACACCUUCAGGAAAAUAUUUUAUGAUUCCAUUUUACUCAUUUUGGGUUAAAAUCAUGUUUUCAAUUGGUCUGUAUUAAAAAUUGUAAGUAGUUUUUGUGAUACCUGUGGUUAAAAAUCAGUUUAUAUGCUGACUAUUCCUCCUGAGUUCCAUCAGCUGACUGUUCAUGUAGAGUUCUUAUCUCUGAUCUCAGAAACACUCAGUAUUAAAGACUUGGAAAAACC
Bufo gargarizans (Asiatic toad) is the source of this 1799-nucleotide messenger RNA. RefSeq names its product inter-alpha-trypsin inhibitor heavy chain H3-like. Gene Ontology annotation, molecular function: serine-type endopeptidase inhibitor activity. The record is from RefSeq and is a predicted model, not a curated record. Lineage: Eukaryota; Metazoa; Chordata; Amphibia; Anura; Bufonidae. The coding region runs from base 1 to 1425 and encodes 474 amino acids. Gene Ontology annotation, biological process: hyaluronan metabolic process. The transcript is spliced from 12 exons.